Molecule: messenger RNA, 324 nt
Organism: Phytophthora nicotianae INRA-310
Lineage: Eukaryota; Oomycota; Peronosporomycetes; Peronosporales; Peronosporaceae
Exons: 1
Coding region: 1-324 (107 amino acids)
Source: RefSeq, a predicted model, not a curated record
AUGUCACACAAGGAUCCGACGAAGGUUAUCGCCGUCUUAUGCAAGAUUACUUUGCUGAGAAUGCGGUGUGCAAUUCACACAUAUUUCGCCGGAGGUUUCGAAUACGACCACCACUGUAUAUGCGUAUUGUCAGAGCUGUUGAGGAAUACGAUCGCUAUUUUCAACAAAGACGAGAUGCAACAGGAAAGUGGGGGCCCUCGGCACUUCAGAAAUGUACUGCUGCGAUUCGCCAACUCGCCGACGGCUAUGUAUAUUAUGACCCGGAUUAACGUUCAUCCUAUAUAUAUUGUGACCCGGAUGCACGUGCAUCUCAAGGCCCUUUAA